Molecule: messenger RNA, 3879 nt
Organism: Panonychus citri (citrus red mite)
Lineage: Eukaryota; Metazoa; Arthropoda; Arachnida; Trombidiformes; Tetranychidae
Gene: sxc
Product: UDP-N-acetylglucosamine--peptide N-acetylglucosaminyltransferase 110 kDa subunit-like
Exons: 4
Coding region: 195-3338 (1047 amino acids)
Biological process (GO): protein O-linked glycosylation
Molecular function (GO): protein binding; protein N-acetylglucosaminyltransferase activity
Source: RefSeq, a predicted model, not a curated record
GAUUAUAAACACGAAGAGAAUGAAGAAGAUUAGAAGAUUUUUUUUAGAAUAAUUUUUUCUCCUUUUCAUUUGUAAUUUAGUUUAAUUUGUCAAUUAAUUGAAUAAAUUAAAAGACGGUGGACUGUUUGGUAAGAUCAUCGGCAAAUCGUUGUAAAUUUAAUCAAUACCAAGUGAACUUGUUUGGAUAAAAAAAAAUGACAUCCAACUCGUCAGCAGCAGCCUUCCAAAGCUUAGCAGAAUUGGCUCACAGAGAAUACACUGCUGCAGAUUAUGAAAGCUCUGAAAGACACUGUAUGCAACUAUGGAGACAAGAUCCUACCAACACCAGUAUUUUAUUACUCCUUAGCUCAAUAAAUUUUCAAUGUCGACGUCUUGAUAAAUCGGCACAUUUCAGCUCUCUAGCUAUCAAACAGAAUCCAUUACUUGCUGAGGCUUAUUCAAAUCUUGGAAAUGUUUACAAAGAGAAAGGUCAACUCCAAGAGGCAUUGGAAAAUUAUCGACAUGCUGUCAGACUUAAACCGGACUUUAUUGAUGGUUAUAUUAAUCUGGCCGCUGCUUUGGUUGCUUCAGGAGAUUUGGAACAAGCAGUUCAAGCCUAUGUAUCUUCUUUGCAAUAUAAUCAGGAUCUUUAUUGUGUUCGAAGUGAUCUUGGUAACCUGUUAAAAGCAAUUGGACGACUUGAUGAGGCAAAGGCUUGUUACCUUAAAUCAAUUGAAACAUGUCCAACAUUUGCAGUUGCUUGGUCUAACCUCGGGUGUGUCUUUAAUGCCCAGGGUGAAAUGUGGCUCGCUAUUCAUCAUUUUGAGAAGGCAGUUCAAUUGGAUCCCAAUUUUCUUGAUGCAUAUAUAAAUCUUGGAAAUGUAUUGAAAGAAGCAAGAAUUUUUGAUCGAGCCGCUGCUGCAUAUCUACGAGCUCUAAAUCUCAGUCCCAAUAAUGCUUUAAUUCAUGGUAAUCUUGCUGGUGUCUAUUAUGAGCAAGGUUUAAUUGAUCUUGCAAUUGACACUUACCGCCGAGCAAUUGAAUUACAACCAGAUUAUCCUGAUGCUUAUUGUAAUUUGGCUAAUGCUUUAAAGGAGAAAGGAUGUGUUUCCGAAGCAGAAGAUUGUUACCAUACAGCACUUCGUUUAUGUUCAACUCAUGCCGAUUCUUUAAACAAUUUAGCCAAUAUUAAACGUGAACAAGGUCACAUUGAGGAAGCUACCAGGUUGUAUCUUAAAGCGUUAGAUGUUUUCCCUGAAUUUGCCGCAGCACAUUCCAAUUUAGCUUCAGUUCUACAACAACAGGGUAAACUUGGUGAAGCCUUAAUGCAUUAUAAAGAAGCGAUCAGAAUUUCUCCAGCCUUUGCUGAUGCAUAUUCUAAUAUGGGGAACACUCUUAAAGAAAUGGGAGAUAUUCAAGGAGCCCUUCAAUGUUACAGUCGUGCUAUUCAAAUAAAUCCAGCAUUUGCUGAUGCUCAUUCAAAUCUUGCUUCGGUUCACAAAGAUUCUGGUAAUAUUCCGGAAGCAAUUCAAUCCUACAAAACCGCUCUAAAGCUUAAACCAGAAUUUCCUGAUGCUUAUUGUAAUCUUGCCCAUUGUUUACAAAUUAUCUGCGAUUGGACUGACUAUGAGGCUCGAAUGAAAAAAUUGGUUUCAAUAGUUGGUGAACAAUUGAAAAAAAAUCGUCUACCCUCCGUUCAUCCUCAUCAUUCAAUGUUAUAUCCUUUAUCUCAUGAAUAUCGUAAAGCAAUUGCAGCUCGUCAUGCUGCUUUAUGCUUAGAAAAGAUUCAAGUACUCCAUAAACCACCCUAUCAAUUUAAGUUUGGUAAGGUUGAUAGACUUAGAAUUGGCUACGUCAGUUCUGAUUUUGGUAAUCAUCCAACUUCACAUCUUAUGCAAAGUGUCCCAGGUUUUCAUGACCGUGAAAAUUUUGAGAUAUUUUGUUAUGCUCUCUCCCCUGAUGAUGGAACCACUUUCCGAAGUAAAAUUGCUGGUGAAUGUGACCAUUUUACUGAUCUAUCAACAGUUACCUGUAAUGGUAAAGCAGCUGACAUUAUCUAUGAAGAUAAACUUCACAUUUUAAUCAACAUGAAUGGUUACACGAAAGGAGCACGUAAUGAAAUAUUUUCCCUUAAACCAGCACCAAUACAAGUUAUGUGGCUUGGUUAUCCAGGAACCAGUGGUGCUUCAUUUAUGGAUUAUAUAAUUACCGAUAAAAUUACCUCACCAAUUGAAUUGGCUUCACAAUAUUCAGAGAAAUUGGCUUUUAUGCCUGAUACAUUUUUCAUUGGUGAUCAUUUUAACAUGUUCCCCCAUCUAAUUGAAAGGGUUAUCCUUUCUGAAGCCAAUGGAUUGAAAAAAAAUUCUAGUUUAUACAAUUAUUCGUCAACACUUAAUUCAAAUAUAAAUGAAUCACCACCAGAUAAUGUGGCCAUUGUCAAUGCUACCGAUUUAUCACCAAUCAUGGAAAAAGUUGAAGUGAAAAAGGUUAAAGAAGUUGCCGUUGUUACAACUCAAUCUCUCACCUCAAAUACAAAUACAACUGAAAAGAUUGAGGUUGUUAAAAAAAUGGUUGAAUUACCAACUACCUCAGCUGUUCAGGCAAUGAUAAGUACUGGUCAACUUUCAACUUCAGUUAAUGGUAUUGUUGUACAAAAUGGUUUAGCCACAACCCAACUUAAUAAUAAAGCAGCUACAGGAGAGGAGGCACCUAAAUCAAUUGUGGUCACUACAAGGCAACAAUACGGUUUACCUGAAGAUGCUAUUGUUUAUUGUAACUUUAAUCAGUUGUAUAAAAUUGAUCCACCAACAUUAACUAUGUGGGUAAAUAUUUUGUUAAGAGUCGAAAAAAGUGUUUUAUGGCUUCUUAGAUUUCCAGCUCAUGGCGAACCAAAUAUUUUAUCAAUGGCUGAAGAAUUGGGUUUACCCACAAAUCGAAUUGUUUUAUCGAAUGUAGCUGCUAAGGAAGAGCAUGUUCGUCGAGGUCAACUUGCCGAUCUUUGCUUGGAUACUCCUCUAUGCAAUGGACACACAACCGGAAUGGAUGUACUUUGGGCUGGAACCCCGAUGAUAACUCUAGCUGGUGAAACAUUAGCAUCAAGAGUGGCAGCCUCACAAUUGGCCUGUUUAGGUGUACCUGAAUUAGUAGCCCGAAAUCGUCAAGACUAUGAGGACAUUGCAGUUAAACUUGGAACUGAUCGGCAAUAUCUUAAAGCUAUUAGAGCAAAAGUAUGGAAAGCAAGGACUGAAUCAUCUCUAUUCAAUGUUAAAAUAUACACUUCGAACCUUGAAAAAUUGUACAGACGAAUGUGGUCCAAAUAUGAAAGAGGAGAGAAACCUGAUCAUAUAACCGAAUGGUGAAUCAAUUAUUGGAACCAUUGAAACUUAUCAAUUGUUUUGAUGGGCAAACAAAAAACCUACUCUAAUAUAAAGAAGCAGAAAUCAAGUUGAUGAAAUUCACAAGGUGUACAAAGUGUAAAAAUAUAUACAAACACACACACACACAUAACCGGGAGCAUAUAUUAUCUAUUUAAUCAAUUCAUGGUCUUUUAUUUUGAUUAAUUCAAUUAGACCUUAAAAAGUAUUUAGCUCUUGAAAAAUACAUCAACUUUUUUUUUCUUUCAUCAAAUUUCGUUCUCAUCAAACCAACAACACAUUAUCUCCAUCAUCAUCUCCAAUUAUCAUCUUUCCCUCUUUCUUUCUUUCUUUCUUUCUCUCUCUCUCUCUCACUCUAUAUCCCUCUAUCUCUUUAUCAUCAAAAAGAAACAGAUAUAACUAUAUAUUGUCAUCAUCAUCGUAAUCAUCAUUAACCCGUUCAAGUAAAUGGUACCGAGCCGUGACACACAAAACCUGGAGCUUGAAUUGACAACAUAAAAAACAAAAUAAACAAAGACAGAUUAUA